Messenger RNA from Stylonychia lemnae, 804 nucleotides. The record is from the annotation of a GenBank genome assembly. NCBI's taxonomy places the organism in Eukaryota, Ciliophora, Spirotrichea, Sporadotrichida, Oxytrichidae.
AUGGUAAAAUCAAUUGCGUAUCUACUUCUUGUCGGAGCUGUUGCUCUUCCAGCCAUUCUUGCUUAGAGAUGGGUCUAAACCUGGAGCGAUGAAUUCGAUGGUGGCCAAAUCGAUAGAAAUAAAUGGCAAUACGACAUCGGCGGUGGCGGCUGGGGAAACAAUGAACUUGAGUUUUACACCGACAGACCACAAAACUCCUGGGUCUAGGGAGGCUUUUUGCACAUCUAAGCCUUAAGAGAAGACUAUGGUGGUAGACAAUACACUUCAGCAAGAAUGAAUACUGCUGGGCACUUCUCGACUCUCUACGGUAAAUUUGAAAUGAGAGCAUAACUACCUUACGGACAAGGUAUAUGGCCUGCCUUUUGGCUCCUCGGUGAAAACAUUGGAAACGUCGGCUGGCCUGCAUGCGGAGAAAUCGAUAUUAUGGAAAAUAUUGGAAGAGAUCCAAAUAAUCUCUACUCAUCACUCCAUGCCCCAUCAUAUGAUACCACCAAAGGAUACUACAGAGGCUAAGGCUUUGCUGAUGGCUUCCACACCUAUGCUGUUAACUGGCAACCAGAUCACAUCGAAUUCUACUUCGAUGGCCAACUUUUUGAUACCGUUUACAAAAGUCAAUCAGGUGGUCACUGGCCAUUCGAUGAAGGUCACAACUUCUUCAUUAUUUUGAACUUGGCUGUUGGUGGUAACUGGCCAGGAAACCCAGACGGUUCUACUCAUUUCCCUCAACAGUACGUCAUCGACUACAUCAGAGUCUAUGAAGCUGACUGGAGCAAAGUUGAAGAAGAAGCUGAGUUCUUGCAAUGA